Molecule: messenger RNA, 1182 nt
Organism: Caenorhabditis briggsae
Lineage: Eukaryota; Metazoa; Nematoda; Chromadorea; Rhabditida; Rhabditidae
Exons: 9
Coding region: 1-1182 (393 amino acids)
Source: RefSeq, a predicted model, not a curated record
AUGCUUCGGUGGUUAAUCCUACUACUAGUUCUUCCGGCUAGUCUGACCGCGGAAGUUGUAUCUUUGUCAUCUCAAAACUUCGAACAGACUAUUCAAUCCAAUGAGCUCGUCUUUGUGAAUUUCUACGCCGAUUGGUGCCGCUUCUCGCAGAUGCUCAAACCAAUCUUCCUGGAAGCUUCAGAAAAAUUCAAAGAUGCCGCACCUGGAAAAAUUAUGUGGGCUUCUGUGGAUGCUGACAAGAACAAUGACAUUGCAACUAAAUAUCAUGUCAAUAAGUAUCCAACACUAAAAUUGUUCAGAAACGGGGAAGUUACAAAAAGAGAAUACAGAAGUUCUCGUUCUGUUGAAGCUCUCAGUGCUUACAUCAAUAAGCAAAUGGAAGUGACCGUACAAAAAUUCACAGAGAGAAAUGCUCUUCAAGCUGCUCACAAUCCAGAAAAAGGCACGUUCAUCGGAUAUUUCAAUGAUGAAAACAGCGUUGAAUACAAGAACCUUCUGAAAGUGGCACUUUUCUACCGCGAUGAAUGCGAGUUUAUUGUUGGAAUCGGAGAGCUAAACUUCCCGGGAGAAGCUCCUGGACUCGGUCAACAACCAAAACUUGUUUUCCAACCAUCCAACAAAGCAAUCAAUCCAUCCCAAGUACCAUUCUCUGGUGAUUUCGCUACUUACGAAUACCUUAAGCAGUGGGUAGCUGAUAAAUGUGUCCCACUUGUUCGUGAAAUCACAUUCCAAAACGCCGAGGAAUUGACAGAAGAAGGAUUGCCAUUCAUGAUUCUUUUCAAAAAAGCCGAUGAUGUUGUUAGCGAGAAGGUCUAUACGGAUGCCAUUUUGAGAGAAUUACCAGAUCAAAGAAAAGCAAUCAAUUGUUUGGUUGGAGACGGAACCAUUUUCAAGCAUCCCCUCAGUCAUUUGGGAAAGUCGGAAUCCGACCUUCCAGUCAUUGCUAUUGAUUCCUUCAGGCACAUGUACCUGUUCAAAAAUUUCGAAGAUAUCAACGUUCCUGGAAAGCUUCGUCAGUUUGUUCUCGAUUUACACAGUGGAAAGCUUCAUAGGGAAUUCCAUCAUGGACCCGAUCCAGUUACUGGAAAUCAAGCUCCGGACACUGAGCCACCACCAUCGACAUUCGAAAAGCUGAAGCCGCAAUCUUCAAGAUACACUAUUCUUGACAAGACUGAACUUUAA